CCCGUCCCUCCCCCGUGUUGCUUCUCCGGCUCCCAAGGGGACGUGACGCCGCGAGCGCCCGUGAGAAGCGGACGGCCGCCCACGCUACCAUAGAGACGCGGGGCAGAGCGGCUCUGAGCCGGCCCCGGAAGUGAGAGCCUGUGGUUGGAGGCCGCCCCCCGCGCUGGGAUUGGCUCCUCGCCCGCCCGCCCGCCCGCCCAACCGCGCCGGGCCCUGAGCGCUAACGAUGGCCGAGGCCGAGGCGGUGGAGCGGUUUUUGCGGCAGCACCCGACUCUGCGUCUCCUCCCGCCGGGGAAGAGGGUGCAAUGCACAUUGACUGGUCACGAGGUGCCAUGCAAGCUGGCUGCCCUUCAAGCCUACACGUCCAGCAAGAAAUACCUGAGGCUGAGCAAGGUUCCUGGAGUGUGGGACUACAGGGAAUACGAGCCUUACAUUGUACCCAGCACUAAGAAUCCACAUCAGCUCUUCUGCAAGCUCACUCUCCGGCACAUCAACAGAAUACCAGAACAUGUUCUGCUGCAUGUCCAAGGGCAGCGGUAUCAGAAGGCGUUGAAGAAAUAUGAAGAAUGCCAGAAGGAGGGUGUGAAGUACAUCCCAGCCUGCCUUCUCCAGAGGCAGAGGCGGCAGCAGCAGGAUGACCAGCCGAACAGCAGCCAGCAACCCCAUCAGAACGGGGAGUUCUGGGAGCCUCUGCCCAGUGAUGAAGAGGGAGAGAAGACAGAUGACAGCAUGAGUGACUUGUACCCACCCAAGCUGUUUCCAGAGAAAAGUCCAGCAGGUAAGGAGGGUACCAACGAGUUCAUGACAGAUAGUGAUGAAGAUGUAGCCAAGCCGGCAGCAGAGGACAAUGAGGGAAGCAAGGAAAUGGACGUCGACUCAGCAACAGGCAGCAAACGAGGAAAGGUGAGGAGGGAGAGAAACAAAUGGGGUCCUUCAAGAAGAAGCUCAAAAGGCAGCACAGAAAACCCGAGCGCUUUCAGAAAGUGAUGAAUGGGAAUAAUUUCAUGUGACCAUCUCAGAAUCUGCAGUGGAGUAGAGAAGACAGCGAACACAUCAGUGGAGAUCUGGAACAGGGUACUACCCCCAUUGCCAACCUAACGCCCCAGAGGCUCGCUGGUCCUGGCACCCCAGGCGUGGCCACCAGGCAUCCUUACAACGUUGCACCUGGUCAUAAUGUGCACUGAAGAUGCACAGGAGCCCGAACACACCACCUUCAGUGGGAAGGGCAUGAGAAAGACAGGAACCUCCGUAGGCAAGUUGGAAUGGCUGGUCACUCUGGGGCCACCAAAGAAAAAUACAGGUCUGGACUGGGGCUUUUCCUACAGACAGACAAGGAAAUCCUAGCACAGGAACUAGUAUUCUGUAAGCAGUUGGAUGAUAUUCUGUAACUACAGAAUUUUAAAAACUACAGAGUUUUAAAAAAAGAACGUAAAAUAAACCACAAAAUUGUCACAUUCAAACAGGUACCAUUUGGAUUAGAUUUCAACUUCAUUGUGUAUGCAUGCUUUUGUGAGACUAGCCGCAGAAUCACAGGAGAUUCUCGCCUCAUGGUAAGGUUUCCUUGUUUAAAAAAGCAGCUGUCAAUCUGAGCAAGGGAAACUCAGUCUGGUAUGCUAUAGAUUCUGGAUGGCCAAAGGCCAUCCAAAUCAACCUCAAGACAGGUGAGAAACCUGUUAGGACUACAAGCAGCUACCUAAUAAAAAGCCCCAUCCCUUUGGCUUAGUCCCAUGGAAUGGCAUGUAGCCAGUCCUCCUCAUCCUUAGAAGCAAGCAGGGAGACUACAAAAGUGACUCCCACCAGGCUUCUUAUGUGCAGAAAAAGCAGCCAGGUGCCUUUGUCACCUGAAUAUGGUGGUCUCAAGCAUAUUUUAAGGACCACCUUCUCCCAUAUGAACCUGCUCGUCUACUCUGGUCAUCUUUGGAGGCCCUGUUUUAGGUGCCUUCCCCAUCUGAGGCUAGAUGGGUGGCAACCCAAGAAAGGGCCUUUUCAGUCAUGGUGCCAAGACUCUGGAACUCCUCCCUUGGGAGAUUCUUCUGUCUCCCUCUGUCAUUAUCUUCUACCAGCAGGUGAAGACCAUUCUGCUUCAUCUGGCUUAACCUCAGCAAACUCUUACUGACCUCCAUCUUGGUUAUGUCAGUACUAGUAACAAAGCCUGUUGUGGGAAAAAAUACAACAGGCUCUAGAAAGGGGAGGGUAGGCAGGUGGGCAUUACCUCUUCCUCCAUGACUGAUCUUGGCUGGGUGAAGGGGGGGGAAGCAUUGCCAUCUGCUCCACACCUGAUCCUGGGCAUGUGAAAAGGCAGGUGGGCAUUGCCACCUGUUCUGUGCCUGAUCCUGGCUGGGUGAAGGGGGAGGAGGGCAUUGCCUCCUGCUCUGCCUGAUUCCAACAGGUUGAAGGGGGAGUGGGCAUUGCCACCUGCUCCGUUCCUGAUCUUGGCUAAGUAAAGGGGGUGGGAUAUCGCCACCUGCUUUGCUCCUGAUCCAGGCUGGAUUGGGGGAGGGGGCAGGCAUUGCGUCCUGCUCCACGUCUCAUCCCGGCUGGAGGAAGGGGGCAGGCAUUGCCACCUGCUCUGUGCCUGAUUCCAGCAGAUUGAACAGGAGGGGUUAGGCAUCGCUUCCUGCUCUGCACCUGAUCCUGGCCGGGUGAAGGGGUGUGUGGGCAUUGCCACCUUCUCUGCUCUUGAUCCCAGCUGGGUGAUGAUGGGGGGGGGCAUUGCCACCUGCUCUGCUUCAGAUCCCAGCUGGGUGAAGCAGGGGCUGGCAUUGCCACCUGCUCCACGCCUGAUCCCAGCUGGGUGAAUUCAGUGGGCAGGCAUUGCCACCUACUCUGCUCCUGAUCACAGCUGGGCAGAGUGGGGGCUGGCAUUGCCACCUGCUCUGCUUCUGAUCCCAGCUAGGUAAAGGCGGAGGAGAGACAUUGCCACUUGCUUUGCACCUGAUCCUGCGCUGGCUUUCCCGCCUCAGUGCGCUCUCUGGGGGGACGGGCUGCCUCUUCUCGGGUUCCCUCCACAGCAGCGCCCUCUGGAGGCGCACCAGGGUAGGAAUUGAGUUGUCUGGAACACGGUUAGCCUUUUAUAUAGUAGGAUGACAGUAUUUUUGGAGCUAAAUAUUUACAGAUGCACAUUUUUAAUAUCCUUUUAAUGUUUUAAUGUUUCUUGCCCUCUAUCUUAGCUACCUUAUAUGGGAGAAAAGGCAGCAUAUAAAUGUUUUAAAUAAAUACUCAGCUGUUAUGCAGCUGACUAGAUCCUGAGAGUUAUUCUCUCUUAAUUGCAGUUGCCUGGAACCAAACAGACAGGUAAGUUUUAUUCUCUCCAGUUAAGAUGUUUAAUUGCAAUUUAUGAAAGUGUUUUUAUGAAAGAGUUAAAAAAAAAAAGAUCCGAGU
This is a messenger RNA of Eublepharis macularius, 3382 nucleotides long. It is a transcript of the gene SURF2, whose product is annotated as surfeit 2. Lineage: Eukaryota; Metazoa; Chordata; Lepidosauria; Squamata; Eublepharidae. The coding region runs from base 227 to 988 and encodes 253 amino acids. The record is from RefSeq and is a predicted model, not a curated record. The transcript is spliced from 7 exons.